AUGAUGGACCCCACAACAACAGCUUCAGACAAAAAUAGUAAUAAUAAUACGAACGAAGAAGAAGGAGAAACCAUGAUGGACUGUGACAACGAAGCGGCUCAAAAGCGACAGUUGGAAGAGCUAAACGCAAUGAGCGUGAAUUCCAUGUCCAUGAUGAUACCGCCAACGCCUUCCAACACUUUGAACAAUGCCUCCUCCGCUGCGAAUGCCAUGCUGCUUCAAUCGGUGGCUGACGCAUUGUCACAAGACAAGACUAAACCCGGGAAACAAGUGGAUGCCAAAAAGCAGCCACCGGCGCAAUUGAAUUCAUUGUUUGACCAACCGCUGAAGGAAAUAAAAGAAUCCACUACUGGCGGCGUGGAUGAGAAUGACAAGACAUCCCAGAAAAAAUAG
Cylindrotheca closterium is the source of this 393-nucleotide messenger RNA. The record is from the annotation of a GenBank genome assembly. NCBI's taxonomy places the organism in Eukaryota, Bacillariophyta, Bacillariophyceae, Bacillariales, Bacillariaceae.